Messenger RNA from Dictyostelium purpureum, 330 nucleotides. RefSeq lists its product as uncharacterized. The annotation marks the transcript as partial. NCBI's taxonomy places the organism in Eukaryota, Evosea, Eumycetozoa, Dictyosteliales, Dictyosteliaceae. The transcript has a single exon. The record is from RefSeq and is a predicted model, not a curated record.
AUGAAUUAUAAAUUUAUUUGUUUUACAAUUUUUGUAGCAUUAACCAUAAGCUAUAGCGUUAGCUUUACACCUAUCGAAUGUGAUUUAUGUCAAUUGGGUAUCGAUUCAUUACACGGCAUUGCAAUUGCAGAUAAUUUAACAGAGAGCGAUAUCUAUUUAGCAUUACAAAGAAUUUGCGACUCUGUUCCAAGCAACUACUCGACUAUGUGCAAUACUCUUUUAAAAUAUUCAGGUGAAACUAUCAUCGACCAAGUAUUAAAUGGUACUCGUAGUGAAGUCGUUUGUUCUGAACUUACUAUUUGCAAUUCAAAUAAUGUCAAAUCAAAAGAU